AUGGAGCCCCCGGGGGCACAGCUGCUAAGUUUGGAGGCGCCGGGACCUGCGCCUUUUGAAGACCCCCUUUCUGCCGAGGAGCCGCCCGUCCCAGGGGUCCUCUGCACCGAGGGUGGCGGGGACGGCGGCAGCACGUCGGCGGCCCCGAGCUCCGACGCCGAGGGCCCGUCCCCGCAGGAAGAGGCUGCCCCCUGGGAGCAGGAGGAGCUGCUGGAAAGCCGCCACCGCUGCCGCGCGCGCUCCUUCUCUCUGCCCGCCGACCCGAUCCUGCAGGCGGCCAAGUUCCUGCAGCGGCGGCGGCCGCCUGCCCCGGGGCCGGACGCGGAGGGCGGCGAGAGGGCCGAGGACGCGCCGCACAUCCCGGGCUGCUGCGCCAAGUGCCAGAAGCGGGUGCAGUUCGCGGACGCGCUGGGGCUGAGCCUGGCCAGCGUGAAGCACUUCAGCGAGGCCGAGGAGCCGCAGGUGCCGCCCUCCGUGAUCUCCCGCCUGCGCAGCCUCCCGGCGCGCGCCGAGGACCUGGAGCAGCUCCCGGGCCUGCUGGCCGCGGCGGCGGCGGCCGCGCCCCUCCGCGCACCGCCUCCCCGGCUGCGGCCUCUCUUCGAGCUCCCCGGGCCGAGCGCCGCAGCCGAGCGCCUGCGGCGACAGCGCGUGUGCCUGGAGCGCGUGCAGUGCUCGGCACCCUGGGGCGCGGAGGUGACCGGCUCCGGCCGGGUGCUGGGCUGCCCAGGGCCGCGCGUCGUGGCCGUGCGCUACACCUUCACCGAGUGGCGCUCCUUCCUGGACGUGCCGGCCGAGCUGCAGCCCGAGCCAGGGAAGCCUCCGCCGCCAGAGGCGCCGUCGGGGGGGCCGGGGGAGGCCGAGGAGGAGCUGAGCGCCGAGCGCUUCCACUUCGCGCUAUGCCUGCCCCCGGGCCUGCAACCCAAGGAGGGGGAGGACGCGGACGCUCCGGGUGUCGCCGUCCACUUCGCCGUCUGCUACCGCUGCGCCCAGGGUGAGUACUGGGACAACAACGCGGGGGCCAACUACACGCUGCGCUACGUGCGCCCUGCCGACGCGCGCUGA
Mesoplodon densirostris (Blainville's beaked whale) is the source of this 1062-nucleotide messenger RNA. It is a transcript of the gene PPP1R3G, whose product is annotated as protein phosphatase 1 regulatory subunit 3G. Gene Ontology annotation, biological process: regulation of glycogen biosynthetic process. Gene Ontology annotation, molecular function: glycogen binding; protein phosphatase 1 binding. The coding region runs from base 1 to 1062 and encodes 353 amino acids. Gene Ontology annotation, cellular component: protein phosphatase type 1 complex. Lineage: Eukaryota; Metazoa; Chordata; Mammalia; Artiodactyla; Ziphiidae. The record is from RefSeq and is a predicted model, not a curated record. The transcript has a single exon.